GAAGAUCUGAUGAAGAGGUACAUAUAUUAAGUUUGCAACUCUUCAUGUGAUAAAGUCGAGUAUGGAAGGGUCUAACCUCGAGAAAGAUGGGUUCGUACCCUAUGCAAGAGCACGUUGAACGUUGAAUAUGCGAAUGGAUAUGCGAAUGCUACCCCAAUUCAGCCCCAGCCUGCUUACCUCUGCAAAGCCACCUUGGCAUAGCCCGCUACGAAAACCAAGCUACCAAAUAAAUUGAAGCCGAAGGUCCUUUGCUUAUUUCGUACGACUUUUAUACCUAGGCCUAUACUUUUCUAGUUUUCUUAACUGCGUGCCUUUCUAACUCUACAUGGACUACUGUGUUGAAGAAUGUCCAGUAUAUAUUUGAUGAUACACUCACUUUCUAGGAGUCUUGGCACUGAGGAUUUGAUAAACCAUGCGAAACAACUUCAAGAGUCGGGACUCAAUUCUCUGGAGUCUAAAUUGGGAUCCUCAAAUGCGUUGGCGUUAUUGUUGAAUGAUAUCUACAGCGUCGCUUCUUCGCUCAAUAAGCUGGCGGUGGAUGAUUCCAAAUCCCCCCUAGAUGAAGCGGAUCGAUUUCACAGAAUCUAUAAGGCUUGCAGUGGGCUCAUUGAAGGGUCCAUAAUACCCCUGAAACAUUUCCAAAAGAACGGAGAACCUCUUCCGGCCUUCGAACACAUUGACGAAGAGUGCGAGCUUAUCAAAAGAUGCAGAAAGUUGCAGCUUCGAAUGGAGACGAUCCGCAUUCUUUGCUCAGUUGUGGACAUUUUGCCCCAUACGAUUGCAACAAAUAAAAAUACGAUACCACAUGAGACGCUCGCUACUAUAGCGACGCUUCGUAACCGUAUCUCUUUGGCUAAAAGGAAAAUUUCUCGUCUCGACUCCGGCGUUGAAAGAGCCGAGCUUCAUACAGCCCUUAUUAUUGCGGAAGGGUCCAUUCAAGCCCUUACCAUUCACACGUAUUUCAUUAUACCACGGCACACUUCAAGCAUUUACACAAGGCGGGAGGAAGAGGCUAUGAUUAAAGCCGCGUUCGAGGAUAGAACAUGUUUUAGCCAAAAGCGAUUUGUGCUCUUCGGAAAGGGAGGCUCGGGGAAGACCGAGCUAGCUCUAAAAUACGCCGAAGACUUCCGAGGACUGUUCUGGGGCGUUUUCUUUAUUGAUGGUAGUUCUCGGAAGCGCGUGUCUGAGGGCUAUUCGGAUCUUGCGAGGAUCGUAGGUAUUGAGCCUGACGAAGACUCUGCUAAGAAGUGGUUGGCCCUACAGAAUGAACCGUGGCUACUGAUAAUCGAUCAUGCUGAUACCUCCGAGAUCGACUUGGAAGAUAUACUCCCUACAGGCCGACAUGGGCGUAUUCUAAUAACCUCCCGCACCCCCGGGUACAACCGUUAUGGCACCGCCGGUAAGCGGUACUUAGGAGUUCGGUAUAUGGCGGAGGAGGACGCUAUUCAUCUUGCUCUUAAAGCAGCCGCGUACCCAUCCCCAUGGCGUGUUAACGACAAGCGGUCAGCUAAAGGGAUAGCUAAAUCUGUGGGGUUCUCCCCAUUAGCCCUGAUCGCUGCUGGUAAUGCAGUGAAGCAUGGUAUCUGCUCUUUGACCAACUACUUAGCCUCCCAUAGGCGUCAUUUAAGCCAAAUCACUUCUCACCGGAGGAAACUCCGGGAAAGUGACAAGCUGAUGAGAUCUGAUUAUCUAGGCGAUGGGUAUAUUAGCAUUAUUACUCCGUUCGAAAUACUCUAUCUGUCGCUGGAAGCUGAUAAGCAACAAAGCUCCAAGGAUGCGGUUGAAAUUCUCAACGUAUUAUCCUAUUUGCAUUUCGACCAUAUCUAUCUUGACUUUCUGAUUAAUGCGGCCCUCAACUAUUCCAUAAAGGGGCUAGAAACGAAUCCAGCAGAAGGACGUAACGGGAGUUGGUUCGGGUGCUUUCGAAAGCCUGUUACUGCUCUACUAAGUCAAUAUUUUGGCUCAGAUUUUCAGUCAGCCCCCGCGCCCCUUCCCCUGGUUCUAAGAAAUGGAAAAUUCCUUAACAAAUAUGAGUUCGAAGAGGAAUUACGAGUUCGUCUUGACCGAGCGAUAAAAGUCCUUCUCCAGAGAUCGUUCAUUGUGAUAGAAGAGGGAGAGAAUCGAUACUGUAUGCACCCCUUAGUCCACAAAUGGAUCAGGGGGCGACCUAGCGUUUCAAUAGCAGAACGGGCAUACUGGUGCGGAAUCACCACAGCUAUUCUGGCUAGGAAUGUCUCGACUCUCCACCACGGGUUGAUCGGCGAUACAGAAGGCGUGGAUAUGGAACGAGAACUGCUGCGCCAUAUUAUUCACGUCGAUGAUUGUCGAAAAGCCAUUGAACUGAGGUUGGAGAAGAACAGAAUCGCUAGGAAUCCAUUUCUCCCUCAAUUGGGAGUCGGUCUUAGGAUGCAGGACACAGGUCAAGCGAAAUUAAACCAAUCACAUCCAGAGGCUCGGCUCGUCGAAACAGAAUCGUAUACUAAAAUGAUAUGCACACCCGAGCCCUUAUAUGAACCGUCGGAUUCUUCCGUUCAAGAUUCUUCUCUGGUGGUCCUCUAUAAAAUGCUCCUCUUCAUUUUGCUAUGGAUUGUCCUAUGGAUCAGCCUAUGGAGUAGCGUCAACCGACUUCUCGUUCCACUCCUCCCAUCGUAUAACAAGCACCGGAUCAAGUGUAUGACAUCGAUUGUUUUCUUCGUUGCGCUAACUCUAACAGUCACCAACAAACCCCAAUUAGGAAGCAAGUCGAAUAUCAAAGCAAAAAGACCCCCCUACGGCUACGGGGAGCUUACGCAAAUCCUGGGGGGAUGGUGGCCGUCCGAAGGAAGAACUGCGUUCUUAUAGAAAUGGGCAAGACCUCGCAGCUUUUACAUAUCCCAUAACCCUCCCACGUCUCCUGGAUUAUAUACUUGACAGGGUUCCAUUCCCACUUUCCAAACCACAACUUCCUCCUGGCCAGACUCGUAUAGAUUGGACUUGCG
Molecule: messenger RNA, 2978 nt
Organism: Daldinia vernicosa
Lineage: Eukaryota; Fungi; Ascomycota; Sordariomycetes; Xylariales; Hypoxylaceae
Exons: 5
Coding region: 346-2841 (831 amino acids)
Source: RefSeq, a predicted model, not a curated record